Bacillus rossius redtenbacheri is the source of this 468-nucleotide messenger RNA. RefSeq lists its product as uncharacterized. The coding region runs from base 1 to 432 and encodes 143 amino acids. The transcript has 3 exons. NCBI's taxonomy places the organism in Eukaryota, Metazoa, Arthropoda, Insecta, Phasmatodea, Bacillidae. The record is from RefSeq and is a predicted model, not a curated record.
AUGGAUGAGAAGAGAAACUGGAGAAAAGGAAAGAAGAAUCAUCUUUAUAUUUCUGCAACAAGAAAGAAAAAUAAAGCUACUCAUCUCAAAGCAUACUGGAGUCAAAGGAAAAAAACUAUACCUAAACAAAACAAUGUCAAUGAAGAAUUGGAAAACCAGAGCCUAUCAAGAAUUCACUGCAGCCAUCAAGCACUGAUUGAAAACGAAAUAACUUCCGGAGUGCAUGAAGAAAGCUAUCCGGCAAAGAAAAAAAUUAAACUUGAUAGCUGCAUUUAUCAAGUUCCGGAAGGCAGAGACUCACGAAGUCACCUUGGCAGCCAGGGAGUAAAUAAGGCACAAGAAAUUUCUUCAAGAGAAAAUGACACUUCAGAUGAAGAGAAUAACUACUCUGUAGCCAAUGUCCUGCACAAUGAAGAUGGACAGUGUAUGUAAGUCCCUUAGGCCACUUUAAAAAUAAGUUAAUUACAA